Molecule: messenger RNA, 3665 nt
Organism: Drosophila eugracilis
Lineage: Eukaryota; Metazoa; Arthropoda; Insecta; Diptera; Drosophilidae
Gene: dimm
Product: protein dimmed
Exons: 3
Coding region: 334-1533 (399 amino acids)
Molecular function (GO): protein dimerization activity
Source: RefSeq, a predicted model, not a curated record
CUCAGCGCUUCCGUGUUUUCGGUCCUCGUGCGCUCACUGUCGUUACUUGGUUUUAAUCAACUCAAUAAUUGGUUAAAAUGUUUAAAAAAUAUUCCAGUGGUCCGAAGCUCCCAACGAUUACUCUAACUAAUGAAUAUGUAUAAAGAGAUAAGGUUUUUGUGCUGAUUUAGAUAAAGAUGUCGGUGAAAAACAAAUAUAAUUAAGCGAAUUUAAAACCAUUUAAUUUAAUCAAAACAGUGCGAGUUUCCAAAAAGUGCGUUUUAAUGACUAAAAAUAUUCGGACAUUAUUUCAAUAAACUUAUUGGACACUUUUAUUUGGAAGUUUAAGGAAACAUGGAUGCCACUCAGCUAACGGAACUAAUGAGCAGUCAUGACUUCAUGCAGUUGCAACAUCAGUUGCAUCACAACAACAACAAUUACAACACUGACGGACACAAUGGACUAUCUUCAGAGUCGGCGGAAGGGAGUUCUCGACCAGUACGACGAGCCACUAGACGCACCUCACAGUUAAGCAAUAACACUUAUGACCUGGAAAUGACAGAUUCCAGCUCACAGAGUGAUGACACGAGCGGCGGCGGUGGCAGCAGCAACGGAGGAAGCACUACUAAUACAGGGCAUCCGUCAGGGGGUUCCCAGGGCGGCCAGGGUUCUUCUAGUCGCGGACGGGUUCAGCAGGCUGGCUCAGGUGCCUGUCCAUCGAAUCUUACCCCCAAUAGUGCCAACUCCAACUCCUCCAAUGCAAAUCUCAACGCCAAUAGGCGGCGCAAGGGGGCUCUAAAUGCCAAAGAACGGAAUAUGCGCCGUCUGGAGUCUAACGAACGCGAGAGGAUGCGGAUGCACAGUCUGAACGAUGCCUUCCAGUCACUGCGAGAGGUCAUUCCGCACGUGGAGAUGGAGCGGCGGUUGUCUAAGAUCGAAACGCUGACACUGGCUAAAAACUAUAUCAUCAAUUUGACGCACAUAAUUCUCUCUAAGCGAAACGAGGAGGCCGCGGCCUUGGAGCUAAACUCGGGAGCCGUUGGUGGGGUCCUCCUUUCUAAUCUUUCCGCGGAAAGUGGUGGCGUGGGAGUAAGUGGCAUUGCUGCCAAUACCGGUGCGGCGACGCUCUGCUUCGAGGACGCUUUGGCCAACGGAAGCUCUUUUGACUGUGCCCUUCUGGCAGCCACCGAUGGCAGCCUGUUAAACGCUGCCGGAGUAACCGCCAGUCCUGCAAUGCAGAGCCUCCAGCCACAAGCCAUACACAUGCAGACGCCGCUGGAGCAGCAGCAGCAACAACAACAGCAAGCCAGCCACCUCCCACACCACCAGCAAGCGAUGCAUGGCCAUGGCCACCUGGGGACCACCAUGAUGCAGUCACAGCAGCAGCAGCCCACACUUAUACUCAAUGGGAAUUCACCAGUGGGUGUUGGUGUUGCAAUCGGGGUUGGAGUCGGAGUUGGAGUGGGAGUUGGAGGGGUUGGUGUGGGUAACAAUGCAGCUAGUUUUGCCGAUAUCAACGAUAAUUUCGACGAGCCCUUUCGAGAUUUUCUCUAAGUCAUACGUGAUCGUAAAUAAAGUUUGGUGAAGGGAUAUACACAUGUAUAAACACAAUUGAAAGUCAAAAUGAUAUUUAUGAACCACAGAUCUGCUGACUCCCCGGCUUGAUCUUCAGCCCCGUCGAGCUAAGAUUACGAAAAAGUUUGAGAGUUUUGUUUAUUUGAGAGAGCAUAUACAAAUUUAUAUCGGGGUUUUUUUUUAAAUUUUUUCUUUUAAAAAGUCGAAUAUCAGUUUGUUGUUUCUUAUUUUAUAGCCGUAUUUUUGGCCUGGUUCAUUAGUAUAAUUAUUAAAUCGUCACAAAGACUAAACUUGUCUUUAUAAGAGCUCUUUCUUAGCUUAGAAUUUUCCAGAAUCAAAUAGUAUGAAUAUCAUACACGUCUCAUCUCCCCAGUAAAAGUUAUUUUAACAAAUUCUAAUAUCAACAAAUAUACGUAUACUUUAGGUAAGACAUAAUACGCUGAAAAUAUAUAUACAAAUCAUAUAUUUAAAGGCCCUGUAAUAAGGCCGAUACGACCUAAUUAAGUAGCACAAAUCAGACAAGCUUUAGGUACAGCAUUAUCUGAAAAAUCCAUCCCAGAUUUUACAUUGGCACAUUUAUAUUGAAAGAGAAAAAUACGUAGAAAAAAAAGUCCCAAUAAUGCUGCAAGGUUAAAGUUUUGUAUAUAGGUUUGACUUAACGUAGGCAGUUCGAUUUUUUUCGAAUUUAGUAGUGGACUCGAAAAAGCUAUAAACAAACAAAUUAGUUUACAUCAUAUCUUUUUCUAUAACCUUUUCAGCGUCUGUAAAAACUUAAUAAGGUAGUGUUUUCGGGUAUGUACAUAUACGAAUAUAUUUAUAGCAAAGUGUAUGUAAUGUAAUGACUUUUCAAAAACAAUGUUAAACGGUUUUCUUAUAUUUUAUGUUUUAUGUUGGGAAAUACACGGUAUUUCUAAAAAUAACAUAAUUGCAAGCACGUGAGAAGUUCAUUUGGCUUAGCAUAGAGUCAUCGCUUAGUUUUCAUUUCAGAGAGGUUCGACAUUCUGUUUACUCUCUGCACAUACACACGUGAAAUGUACAUAUGUAUAAUUGACAGCAAUAGCAACAAAAGCAAGGAAUCAAUUACCGUUAACUAGCAUCCCAGCCGUUAGAACGUCGGUCUUCAAAGUGACGCCCCAAUACGUUAAUUUACCACCCAUGAUCUUUUUAAUGCACUUGAAACUUGCGAUGGAUGUAUGAGUGAGACAGGGGCGAAGCGGGCAGAAAAACAAUUAACACACCGAAACUGAAAUUGGCACACUUCCGUUAUGGCCCGCCGUACUGAACACACAGUGGGCGGAAAAGGGAUGCCGAUAUCAACGAUAGUGACGCUCGGUCGGUAAACAGUAAUAAAAUAACGGUGCUCAGUCGGCAAAGUCGGGAAAGUUAACGGGCGUAGGAUGUUGUGUGCACGAGGGAGGGUGGCUUGUAGGUAUGGGUCUUAGCUAUAAUUAAGUGAAAAAUAGGGUGGCUUUAUCCCCAUGGGUGUUGAGUUAAGCUUGUUGACUAUAUUUGAUUAGUCAGGAUUUCGAAUUUUGGGCAUAUUUAGCUUGAUGGAUUUGUGUAUUUUCUGUGUAUAUAAAAUCAGGAAGUUGUCUCUUCUAAAUUCAAAGAUAUGCAAGCAUCUAGUCAAUGGUAGUUUUGAGCACUGAAUAUCUAAAAGCUGUCCAAAUUGUUGUUAGUUUUAGGCAAACAGUUGAUCAUUUCGGGAGAUUUCUUAUGUAUGGUACGUCUUAAAAACGCUAAGUGAACGGGAAUGGUGGGGGAUUAGCAGUUAGGCAAGAAAAUCGAAAUUAGUAAUGGUGGGGUCUUUAGAGCAAUAUUCUUAAUCGGACUGUUAUUUACAUCGAACAAAAGUAAAUAGUCAGAGUCAUGAGGUAGUCUAGCCGAAUUCUGUUGCGCACAGGUCACAGAAACCGAAGAAUCGUAAAUUACUGGAAUUGCAAUAUAGAUGUUUAGCAAGAUGGUAGUGUUAACGUUUUCCAACGGGAACAGUCUAUUAUAAUAUAUAUAAUGUUAUAAAAAGAAACCCAAACUAAGCAAAUAUUACUGUAACAAAAUACUUAUUAAAACAUAUUACUCGUAUUGUAAAUAAUAUUAGGAAGGAAUAAUGA